CUCGGAAACGUGGCCAUGUUCGUUUUGCGGCCAUUUCGUUGCGGCUCUUUCAGCCUGGCCACCAACAAUUGGCAGUAGCCAAGCCAAAUGACAACCGCCAACUGCCAACAAAGUUUGUGUAUCGUUUCGUGCCCCGUGCUGCGAUCCGAGUGCUGUUUUUGUGUGCAGGCCAAGUGCCAACCAAAUUCCGAAUACGUCGAAAUCAAAUAACACAAUUCGAAGUUAAACAAAUAUUAAAACAAUCAACUUGACAAAGCCUAUAAACAAUUCACGCCCCAAAAAAGGGGAAAUCUCGCAGUGUUUUUGGAAUUUUCCGAAUUGUUGAAAUUGCGCAAAGGGCUAAAACGAAUUCAAAUUCAUUCAUUCGCUGACAAGUGACUAAAACAAUAAAUAAAACAAAAGAGCUGGCAAAUUCUACGCUAAAAUUACAACAAAAUGGCGCGCUCUCUGCUUCUGCAACAACAACAAAAGCAACAGCAAAAACUGUUAAAACCGAAACAACAACAAUCAGCAGACCAUCUACAAGAGUUGUAAUAACAAACGCUGCAUAGAGAAAGAGAAAGAGGGGGAGAGAGAGAGAGAGCGAACGGGAGAACAGCGACAAAAACAAUUGAAACGAUUGGCAACACUUUUACGAGUUGCCAUCUACUUUUUACAACGAAUUUUCAUUAUAGCACAAGGCAACAUUAGCUGAGUUCCAUUAGCGAUCACUGUCCUAGUAUGCGAUGGCAGCAGCGACAGCGACGCUGGAGGAGGAUCGUGCCCGGCCCCGCGAUAUAGCUAGCGAUAAUAGCGCCCAGCAGCGCACGCUGGCCACGAAGGUGCGUCGAAAAGGACGCGACAGGCGACCACUGCGGCGACUGCAUCCGCCCAUACCGCUUGGUCAGCUGCUCUGGCUGCUGUGUUGCCUCAGCCAGCUGCGCGCCGAGUGCCCGUCAGUGUGCGAGUGCAAGUGGAAGAGCGGCAAGGAGUCCGUCUUGUGCCUUAACGCCAACCUCACACAUAUCCCCGAGCCGCUCGACGCAGGCACCCAGCUGCUGGACUUAAGUGGCAACGAUAUUCAGACUAUACCCGAUGACAGCUUCGCCUCGGCCCAGCUGCUCAAUCUGCAAAAAGUUUACCUGGCCAGGUGUAGGCUGCGGCUCAUUGAGCGUCACGCGUUCCGCAAGCUCAUCAACCUAGUGGAAUUGGACUUGAGCCACAAUCAGCUGUCGGCGAUUCCCUCGCUGGCCCUUUAUCAUGUCCCAGAGCUGCGCGAGAUACGACUCACGGGCAAUCCCAUAUCGCGUGUGCCGGACGACGCCUUUGGACAUGUGCCGCAGCUGGUGCGCCUGGAGCUCAGCGAUUGCCGCCUCUCAAGCGUGGCGGUGCGCGCCUUUGCCGGCCUCGAGAGCAGUCUGGAGUGGCUCAAGCUGGACGGAAACCGCCUGAGCGAGGUCAGAUCGGGCACAAUUACCUCGCUAGCCUCGCUACACGGCCUCGAGCUGGCUCGCAAUGCCUGGAACUGCAGCUGUUCACUGCGACCGCUGCGGGCGUGGAUGCUCCAGCAAAAUAUACCCAGUGGCAUACCGCCCACGUGUGAGUCCCCAGCGCGUUUAGCUGGCCGCGCCUGGGACAAGCUGGAUGUGGAUGACUUUGCGUGUGUGCCACAAAUCGUUGCCACAGACACAACCGCCCAUGGCGUGGAGGGACGCAACGUGACGAUGAGCUGCUACGUGGAGGGCGUGCCCCAGCCGGCAGUGCGCUGGCUGCUCAAGAACCGAUUGAUUGCCAAUCUGAGUGCGGCUGGCGCGGGCGAGGAUGCCGAGGAGCCGCGCACAGCAGCCGCUACGCAGGGUCGCAAAACGUAUGUGGUUAACAUGCUGAGGAAUGCCUCCAAUCUGACGAUACUCACCGCGGACAUGCAGGAUGCGGGCAUCUACACCUGCGCCGCAGAAAACAAGGCCGGCAAGGUGGAGGCCAGCGUAACGCUAGCCGUGUCCCGCCGUCCCCCGGAGGCGCCUCUCGGCGUGCGUAUUGUGCUGCUGGGCGUGCUUGCAGCGCUGCUUUUUGUGGUGGGCUCCUCGUUUGCGGCCAUAUGCUUCUGCUCGCUGCGAAGGCGCCGCAAGCUGCGAUUGUGGAAUUCGGUGCCGCCAGUGCGGCGCAGCGAGAGCUACGAGAAGAUUGAGAUGACAGCCAGGGUGCGACCGGAUUUGGGUGGCGGCGCCAGCUGUGGCGGUGGCAGCGGCACUGGCGCGGGUCUCUUUCAGGAUGCCGAGGAACAGAGCUAUCUGCGGGCUGCGCACACACCACUUAACGACCACGAUGCGGGGCAGGCGGCCAUUGUGAAUCCGAGCGCUGGCAAUGGUACGCGACGCAACGGCGACUACCUGCAUGUGUCCACGCACUGCGACGACGACGAAGAGGACACCCAGCAGCCACAGCAGGCACAGCCAUCGCAGCCAUCGCAUCAGUCGCAGCCAAGAAAGGGCUCCAUGGCGAGCAAUGGUAUUUCCGCAUCCGCAGCGAAUAAUUCUGUUGCGGCCACCGAGGAAACGGAUCUGCACAUACCGCGUCUGAUUGACAUCGGCGGCACUGACUCAGCUUCUAGUUCGAUAUCUAGUAAGGUGGAUGCCGCUGCUCGACUUGCUGGCUAUGCAGGACACGCUGCAAGCUGGAAGACAACGCCAAUAGCAACCACAAAGAUCACGUCGCCGCAGAGCAAAUCGACGGCGACAACUCAGGCCACAAACACGCCCUGCUCGGCCACGCCCUAUAGCCACUAUGGCAAUCACACGACGGACGAGAUGGCCACCUCCGUGUUCUGCAGCAGCAAUGGCGACGGCCAGGAGAGUGAUCUGUUCGACAGCAACUAUCCAGAUCUACUGGACAUUGCCAAGUACGCAGUGGCACAGGCGGCGCAAUCGGGCCACGCCUAUGCGCCAGCUGGGUCGGCCCCAGCCAACGGCGGCCUCUGCACCCUGCCCCGGAAGCUGAAGCAUAGUGGCAAGUAUUUCCGCAACUCUUCGGACAGCCAGUCGCCACUGCUGGCGGACAACUCAAGCAAGUAUGGCAGCAGCACGCUGGGAGACGGCAGCUUUCUGAACGAGGCCAUGGGCCUGGGCAGGCGCUACUCGGCCGAGUCUAGCUAUGCGAACUACGCCAGCACCGCAACCUACACGGGUGGUGGCCAGCGUGCCAAUAGCUUCUUGAACCUGGUGCACAGCGGUGGCCACAAAGGUGCCAUGCAUGGGCACCAUUUGGGCCAGAAGCCCAGCCUCCCUUCGUCGCCUGUGCAACACCAACGCUCACUAAGCAGCGCGGCGACGCCGCUGCUUGAUUUCUCGGCGCUGGCGACGCGUGCUGCAGGCGCGGCUAACUCGUCGGUGGCUGCUUACGACUAUCAUGCGGCGCAGCUGGAGCGUUUCUUAGAGGAGUAUCGCAAUCUGCAGGAUCAGCUGUGCAAAAUGAAGGAGACCUGCGACACAAUACGCAAGAAGGAGACGCCACUUCGCGGCGCCAUUGGGCAGUCGGCUGCCCAGCUGGCCGACCCUGUGAUGUACAGUGCGGCGACUGCCUCGCACAGUCCGAAGCCGCCAACAACGACGCUGAAGGCGAAAACAUUGCUGCCCGGCCAACCUCCCGAUCCCCCGCCCUAUUGGCUGCACCGCAACGCCAUGCUGAAGCGCUUGAAUCCAGAUGCCAAUGGCACGGGCAAUGGGCCCUCAAGCGCCUCCUCGCCACAGCCCGGUCAGGAUAUCUUCAAGAGCUAAUCGAACUUGUGUACAGCCAAGGAAUAAACCAGAAACCAGAAAAACCUUCGGUGCACCGAAGCCUACAUACACUUGCAGAGGUACCCUCAAACUUUCACUAUUUGUUUUUAUUUAUGUGAUUUUGGGCUUGUUUUAAAGAACUUGCCUUAGAAAAUUUUAAGGAUGUCUGCUGAGUUGUUUUUCGAAAGUUAAGUUUUCGAAGGGUUUCCCCUAUUGAAAGCAAAAUUUGAGGUUUUUUUUGGGGAAGAGAGAUUCAAACGUUUUUUAAUUUGAUAUACAUAUGUGAUGCAAUGAUUUUUGAAAAAAUAUCAAUAUUAUUCACUAUUUAUCUGUUAUCAUUUUAUUCGGAUAAGCUUUUGUUUUCCAAAUGUUUAGGAUUUUUUAUAGUUCUGCAAGGUAAUGUCUCUCAAUAUGAAAUUUCUCUUAAUUAGGCUUAGGUAGAUGGGGCUCUUAACUGGUUAUAACGCCAGCCCCUCUAUUGUAUUAUAGAACACACACACUUUUCCACUCUUUCUACUCGGUACGCAUAUUCAACAGUCAUAUCGUAAGUGUAUAGACAAAAGCCCCUAUUUGAAAAUCCUAACCUGAUUGAUAAUUCCAAGACCCAAAGCUCUCGUGUUAGUCAAACUAAAAGUGUUUUUGUACUUUAAGCGAUCUCAUAAAAAAAAAAAA
Messenger RNA from Drosophila virilis, 4424 nucleotides. RefSeq names its product kekkon 3 (gene kek3). The record is from RefSeq and is a predicted model, not a curated record. Gene Ontology annotation, molecular function: protein binding. NCBI's taxonomy places the organism in Eukaryota, Metazoa, Arthropoda, Insecta, Diptera, Drosophilidae.